Molecule: messenger RNA, 1542 nt
Organism: Ogataea haglerorum
Lineage: Eukaryota; Fungi; Ascomycota; Pichiomycetes; Pichiales; Pichiaceae
Exons: 1
Coding region: 1-1542 (513 amino acids)
Biological process (GO): protein demethylation; regulation of transcription by RNA polymerase II
Molecular function (GO): histone demethylase activity; transcription coregulator activity
Source: RefSeq, a predicted model, not a curated record
AUGACAGUGCAAACAAAGACCGAGGAUUGUCCUGUCUGUCAGUCGCCAGACGAUGCAGGCCCCGCCGUUGAUCUCGUCUAUGGCUGGAUCGGCUGCGAGCUCUGCCAAAGAUGGUUCCAUCCGUCCUGUGUCAAAUUGUCUGCUCACGACAUCGAAACGAUAGGCGAGUACCACUGUCCGGACUGUGCCCCUAAACACGGCCCGUCGGUGCUCAAGCGCAAAUCAAGUCGGUCGCGGAAGAAAAUUGACUACAUUGCGCUGAACGAGGGUCAGCAGGUUCGCGAAAUUGACAAACAUCCGCAUAUCGACAACUUCAACAUGUUCGAAAACGAUAGACCCCUGGAAAAGCUGAUAUACGUUGUUCGUCCCGAGGUGGACGGCGACCAACGCGGAAUAGUGACAGACCGCAAACUCACGCAGAUAAUCUUCGAGACGCAGCUGAAGCGGCCCAUUCUUGUUCCAGCAUGCAAUCCUGCUCUCUCAAACUACAAGAACUGCUACGAUCUGACGUUCAAGUUUCCUCAGUUGACUGUCGACCAAAUAGCGGAGGAGGUGGGACUGGACAAGGAGUUGCCGGUCAUGGAUGUGCUUACGCAAAAUAAUACGCCCAAUUGGACGCUCGGAAAGUGGAGAGACUACUUCAAUCUCAAGGCUCAGGAUAGAGAUCGGAUACGCAACGUGAUCAGCUUAGAAGUGUCGCAAACCAAAUUGAACGAGAAAAUAGAAUUGCCCAAAUCAGUGCUGGACAUCGAUGUGGUGAAUAAGAUCUUUUCGACUUGCAAAUCAGAGCUGGAUGCGCACGAGAUCGAAAAGCCCAAAGUCAGUAAAUAUAUCCUCAUGUCUGUCAAAGACUCGUUUACCGACUUCCAUGUGGAUUUUGGAGGGACGUCUGUGUACUACACUAUAUUGCAAGGCCGCAAACAGUUCCUGAUGUUCCCUCCAACGAAGAGGAACCUUGCAGCGUACCAAAAAUGGUGUUUGUCGGACGACCAGAACUCUCACUGGUUUGGCGAUCUCGUCCCUCCAACGAAACCAGGGAAAGAGCCCAUAGAUCCGGCCUAUAUGAACAACGGGGUGAAAAUCGACAUUGACGCUGGCGACCUGCUUAUUCUCCCCUCUGGCUGGAUCCAUUCAGUCUACACGCCAUGCGACUCUGUAAUCGUGGGUGGUAACUUUCUCAACAUGCUGAGCCUGAAAAAUCAUCUGGAGGUGUACAAAAUUGAGAUCGACACUAAGGUGCCUGAAAAAUUCAAGUUUCCGAACUUCAUCAAAGUGAUCUGGCUUAUCGGCUGGUUUGUGAUGAAGAACAACAACUUGACAGAGUUCGAGCUGGACUGUCUCGCAAACCUCAUUCCAUUCUACAAGAGCCAGCUCCAGGAUAUCGAGAAUAUUGACGCGGCAGACAAAUACCAUAAGCGUAUUAUAAACAGGGUGAAGAGCUCUCUGCCAACAAGCGUAAUCGGCAAGCCGGCAGAUUUUGUAGCAGAGUUCGAGCGCUGGUACUCUUUACAGACGAGAAAACGCAAGUACGACAACAUGUAA